This is a messenger RNA of Anguilla anguilla (European eel), 7783 nucleotides long. RefSeq names its product signal-induced proliferation-associated 1-like protein 2. The record is from RefSeq and is a predicted model, not a curated record. Lineage: Eukaryota; Metazoa; Chordata; Actinopteri; Anguilliformes; Anguillidae. Bases 1243 to 6438 code for a protein of 1731 amino acids. Gene Ontology annotation, molecular function: GTPase activator activity; protein binding. Gene Ontology annotation, biological process: activation of GTPase activity; regulation of small GTPase mediated signal transduction. The transcript is spliced from 23 exons. Gene Ontology annotation, cellular component: cytoplasm.
AGUCCCUACAUUAAAUAGGCCUACAUCUAAUUAUAUAUUCAUGAAUUAUCCAUCUUAUUUUUCACCCCCAAACCAUCUUUGUGCAAAUGAGGUUGGAACGGGAGCCAGUUCUCUCCUCAAAACAAUGGGACCUGUGUUUCACAGGGAGGGUUCUGCGAUGAUCUCAUUGAGUUGAGGCCAGGUUUCAUGUAUCAGGCUAUAGGUAGGCUUUCAUGUGCCCUACUGUACGAUCGAUCCUACCUUAGCUUUGAUACGUUUUCUUAAAUAAAAGCCAUUUUAGAUGGCUAACCUGUUGUGCAGAGAUAAAUGCAUUUCUGUGUUAAUCUCAUUUUUGAACAAACGAAAUAUCAGAAAACCUACGAACCUGCGUUAGCUUUGAUAUUUUUUCGUAAAUAAAAAGCCAUUUCAGAUUGUUGAUCCGUUGUAGAGGGGGAAAAAAAGACAAGAAAAAGCAAACUCAGUUUUCACUAAAAAAUAAAAAUAUCAGAAAAGGGUCAAUCGAAGGGAUAUUUCAGAUGUGCUCUGAAGAGGCAGAGAAACACGUGACCGUUCGGAGCAGUUUGUGUGUGUCGCUCUGUCUAAUAAAAAGUACUUAGCAGGUUUGUGCAGUGAGCGUGCUCAGACAUGCCCGACUCCAAAAAAAAAACAAAAAAAAAAAACUUGCAGAUAUAAAUACCCGGGCGCAUGUAAACAGGCAAACAGAGCGGAGGCAGUGUGUUAUCAGUCCUCUGUGCCCCGAAAACCAAAAAACAGACUUUACACUCCUUCAUCGAUCUGUUGCCUUCUUCCCCAUGCACCUGUUCUACACGAUCUCUGAAGCAUCCUGAUUGGUCAUCCGCUGUCCCGCUCUACCAUCGGUACUGUGACGCGUGAACCCCUGCUCUCCCUGCUCAUUCCCGAAAACGCUUCACUGCCUUUGCGAAGGGCACAUUUUGCACGGCGAACGCUUUGCCCCGCCCCUUCCUGUGGAUUAUGGACUUGCGAUAAGCUGGGACACUUUGACACGGGGUCCGUCCUGGGAAGCUGCAAGCAGAGAAAUCCUUUGAGAGGUCCUCUGGAGAGGGUCCGGCAGGUGAGUUGCGGUGGUGCGAUGGAGAGGGGUCCCGAAAUCCCACCCUGCACGGGGAUUGCGCGCAGGGCGUGAGCGACCCCUCCGCCUCCAGGCCGCCGCAGACGAAGAGGACGACGACAGAGCGAAGCCCGCUGGAGUAGCGGGAGGUGCUGGAGGAAUCCUGGGAAAUUAUGCAGUCAGAUGACCUGUUUAAUAAGAAGCUUAGAGCCUUAAACGGGAACAUGGGACCGCCUACCUCCAACGUGCAGGGCACGCCAGCCAUGCCCAAAAUGGGCGUACGGGCUAGGGUGUCCGAGUGGCCCCCGCGAAAGGAUGCCUGGGAGGGCCGUCCGCCCCCAAACUAUGAGAGCUUGAUGAUUGGCUACCAUAACGGCCAAUCGGACGAGAGCAUGGAAGUUAAUGAGCAAGGCGGUAGGGUAUGCCCGGAUUCAGAGCUGCCCGACGCGAAAUACUUACUGGGCGACCUCCUGGACCACGCCUCCCCGCUCAAGAUGGGGUUGCACCCGAUACGCCAGCGCAGCAACAGCGACGUGACCAUCAGCGACAUCGACGCCGAGGACCUGCUGGACCAGAACGCCGUCAACCCCAACACGGGCGCGUCGCUCCACCGGGAGUACGGCAGUACCUCGUCCAUCGACCGGCAGGGCCUGGGGGUCGGGGACGUGGGCUUCUUUACCCUGCUGAAGGGGUAUCGGGUGGACCCGCUGGACCACCGGGCCGUGCCCCCGCUGGGGUUCCCCGAGCUGCUGCGCUACGACACCGCCUUCUCCCCCAGCCUGCACACGGCCGCGCAGAUCGCCCGCGGCGAGAUCGUGCACAUCGCCGGUCUGGACUACGCCGACGGCGCGCUGCUGUACGGCCGCGGCGGGAUGGGCGGGCCGGGGGUUGCCGGGGAGAAGUCCUUCAUGCGCCGCUUCCGCUCGUCGGAGGGCUCGGAGACCUCGCUCUUCCGGAAGCUGCGGACCAUCAAGAGCGAGAGCGACGGGCUCCUCCGCCUCUCCUCGCUGGGCGGCGAGCAGGACGACCGGCGAACGCCGAACUUCCAGAAGUGCUUCGCGCACUACGACGUGCAGAGCGUCCUCUUCAACAUCGGCGAGGCCGUGGCCAACCGCGCCAACCUGGGCCGCCGCAAGAACACCACCACCGGGGCGUCCGCCGCCUCGCAGUACCAGAUCGCCGGCGGCGGGGGCGGUCCCGGGGGCGGGGGCGGGGGCGGGAUCGGGGGCGCGGUGCCCGCGUGCGAAUCGCCCCUGGGCAGCCGGGAGGACCUGAACUCCAAGGAGAACCCGGACGCGGACGAGGGCGACGGCAAGAGCAACGGCCUGGUCCUCAGCUGCCCGUACUUCCGCAACGAGAUCGGCGGCGAGGGCGAGAGGCGCAUCUCGCUCUCCCGGGCCAACGCCGCCCCCUACAGCGCGGGGGAGAACUGCUCCUUCGAGUCCUCCCUCAGCUCCCACUGCACCAACGCGGGCGUGUCCGUGCUGGAGGUCCCGCGCGAGAACCAGCCCAUACACCGGGAGAAGGUCAAGCGCUACAUCAUCGAGCACAUCGACCUGGGGGCCUACUACUACCACAAGUACUUCUACAACAGAGAGCACCAGAACUACUUUGGCGUGGACGAGAACCUGGGUCCGGUGGCGGUGAGCAUCCGGAGAGAGAAGCUAGACGAUGGGAAGGAUAAGGAGGGGGCACAGUACAACUACCGCGUCACCUUCAGGACCAGCGAGCUCACCACCCUGCGGGGGGCGAUCCUGGAGGACGCGGUGCCCUCCACGGCGAAGCACGGCACGGCCAGGGGCCUCCCGCUGAAGGAGGUGCUGGAGUACGUGGUGCCCGAGCUCAACAUCCCGUGCCUGAGGCUGGCCAUCAGCUCGCCCAAGGUCCCCGAGCAGCUGCUGAAGCUGGACGAGCAGGGGCUGAGUUUUCAGCACAAGGUGGGGAUCCUGUACUGCAAGGCAGGGCAGAGCACGGAGGAGGAGAUGUACAACAACGAGAGCGCCGGCCCCGCCUUCGAGGAGUUCCUGGACCUGCUGGGACAGAGAGUCCGGCUCAAAGGGUUCAGCAAGUACAGAGCGCAGCUGGACAACAAGACGGACUCCACUGGAACACACUCCCUCUACACCACCUAUAAGGACUAUGAGCUGAUGUUCCAUGUGUCCACACUGCUCCCCUACACCCCAAACAACCGGCAACAGCUACUGAGGAAGAGGCACAUCGGGAACGACAUCGUCACCGUCGUUUUCCAGGAGCCCGGGGCCCUCCCCUUCACCCCGAAAAACAUCCGCUCCCACUUCCAGCACGUGUUCGUCAUCGUCAAAGUCCACAACCCCUGCACCGAGAACGUCUGCUACAGCGUGGCAGUGUCCCGGUCGAAGGACGUCCCUCCGUUCGGGCCCCCCAUCCCCAAGGGGGUGACGUUCCCCAAGUCGGCGGUGUUCCGGGACUUCCUGCUGGCCAAGGUGAUCAACGGCGAGAACGCGGCGCACAAGUCGGAGAAGUUCCGCGCCAUGGCGACGCGCACGCGCCAGGAGUACCUCAAGGACCUGGCGGAGAACUUCGUCGGCACGGCGACCGUGGACUCGGCCGUCAAGUUCAGCUUCAUCACGCUGGGCGCCAAGCGCAAGGAGCGGGCCAAGCCGCGGCGCGGGGCGCACCUGCAGAGCGCCGGCGCCGUCACCUGGGGCGUGGUCGCCCGCGACUUCGGCCAGUCGGCCGACGUGCAGAGCCUGCUGGCCGUCUCCAACGAGUUCAUCGUGCUGAUCGAGGAGGAGUCCAAGAACGUCGUCUUCAACUGCUCCUGCCGCGACGUCAUCGGCUGGACCUCGGGCCUGGUCAGCAUCAAGGUGUUCUACGAGCGCGGCGAGUGCGUGGUCCUCUCCGCCCAGGACAGCUGCGGGGAGGACAUCCGCGAGAUCGUCCAGCGGCUGGAGAUGGUGAGCAGGGGCUGCGAGACCUCGGAAAUGACCCUGCGGAGAAACGGCCUGGGGCAGCUGGGCUUCCACGUCAACUUCGAGGGCAUCGUGGCGGACGUGGAGCCGUACGGCUUCGCCUGGAAGGCGGGGCUUCGGCAGGGCAGCCGGCUGGUGGAGAUCUGCAAGGUCGCCGUGGCGACGCUGACGCACGAGCAGAUGAUCGACCUGCUCCGCACCUCGGUGACCGUCAAGGUGGUCAUCAUCCAGCCGCACGAGGACGGCACGCCCCGGAGGGGCUGCUCGGAGCUGUACCGCAUCCCCAUGGUGGAGUACAAGCUGGACAGCGAGGGCACGCCCUGCGAGUACAAGACGCCCUUCAGGAGGAACACCACCUGGCACCGCGUGCCCCCCCCGGGCCAGCCGCUGGCCCGCGGCUCCCCCACCCAGGGCCCCGACCGCCCGCCCUGCCAGCAGCUCCUGCAGCAGGGACAGGGCCCGCCCAUCCCCCGAAGCACCUCCUUCGACAGGAAGCUGCAGGACGGGCCCAGGGUGUUGCAGGACCUGGACAGCCCACAGAUGGCGCCGUGCGGCAAAGGGGACCCCAGCCAGCACUACCGGAGCUCGCCCAGCAACCAAUCAUCUUCCAGCGACCCGGGGCCUUGCGGCAGCAGCGCCUGGGCCCAGCAGGCUGCGUACGACAGCUGCCAAUCACCCGUGCUCCACGACCGGUCGGGCGACAGCCUGGGGGCCCAUGUGGACGGGGAGGGGCUGAGAGAGAGGGAGCCCACGCUGGAGAGGACCAGAUCAGCCGAGGCCAAGUGGCACAUCCCCUCUACCAAAAUCCUCAAUGCCCUGAAGGAGAGAGGCCUGCAGAAGGAGGGGGGGAAGGACUCCCCUAACAAGCUGCCCCGGACUGGAGAUAAGAGCUGCCCCAGCCACUGUUCCAGCCACUCCAGCAGUAACACCCUGUCCAGCAACGCCUCCAGCAACAGCGACGACAAGCACUUCGGCUCGGGCGACCUGAUGGACCCGGAGCUUCUCGGGCUCACCUACAUCAAGGGGGCGUCGACGGACAGCGGCAUCGACACGGCCCCCUGCAUGCCCCCGCCCCCCCUGACGGGCGUGGCCGGCGCCCGGGUGGUGCUGCAGGGCCAGGGGGGGCAGGUGCUGGGCUGGGUGGGGGAGCACCCGGACGACGGGGUCCCGGAGGAAGAGCAGGCCAAGCUCUACCUGACCCAGGGGUACAUCUCCAUGGCCGAGGACAGCAUGGGGGACCUGAGUGAGAUCUCCUCCCACUCCAGCGGGUCCCACCACUCGGGCAGUCCCUCCGCCCGCAGCUCCAAGCUGAGCGCCUCGCUGGACUCCUCCAAAGUGUACAUCGUAACCCAGGCCGGAGCCACGCCCAGCGCCAGCCCGGACUCGCGCACCUGCGGCCGUCAGGUGACCGGGAACAAGUACCUGAUUGGCUGGAAGAAGUCCGAGGACAGCCCCCCUCCGGACGAGUCUGGCAGACUGUCGGAGUGCCGUGGAGCGGAAGGGUUGUUAUCGUUUCUCCUAAAGACGCUGGCUCAGCGAUCCAGGCACCUCUACAGCCUGGACGGCGCCGUUUCCGUGCCGACGGCGGGCCACGACCGGUCGAAGAUCCCGCAUACCCUCUCCAAGGAGGAGUUCCUCAAGAUGAUGCUGCCCGACAGCCCCCCCGGAGAGGAGGGGCGGAGAAAGCAGGCCCUGCCGGUGGGCGGCCUCUCCCCGCGGCGCUCGCUGUACCGCACGCUGUCGGACGAGAGCGUGUGCAGCAACCGCAAGGCCUCGCCCUACGGGAGCUCCCGGAGCUCCGUCCUGGAGCAGGCCCUGCCCAACGACAUCCUCUUCAGCUCCACCCCGCCCUUCCACAGCACCCUGCCCCCCCGAAUGUCCCUCAGCCAGGGAGGCUCCAACCUGAGGAGCGAGUUCUGGUACUCCGACGGCUCCCUGGCGGACAGGUCCAAGUUCGGCGACGCGGGCCUGUUGCCCUUGCCCGACUCCGGCUCCGGCCUGGACUGGUCUCACCUGGUGGACGCCGCGCGAGCCUUCGAAGGUCUGGAUCUGGACGAGGAGUCCGGGCCUCUAGACCAGAGAGUGGCGUCAUUCUGCGGCAUGGUGGACGUUGGCCAGGCCCAGGCGCUGUCUCAGGAGCUGAAGCAGCGGGUGGCGGCCGCCGAGGAGGCAGCCAUGGAAGCUGGGGAGGAGGGCUCUCCUGGGUCCCUCACUGGGAAAGUGAACCAGCUGGAGCUGAUCCUGAGACAGCUGCAGUACGACCUGCGGAAGGAGAAGGAGGACAAGGUCAUGCUGCAGGAGCAGGUGCAGCACCUGCGGCAGGACAACAUGCGUCUGCACGAGGAGAGCCAGACGGCCGCCGCCCAGCUGAGGAAGUUCACGGAGUGGUUCUUCCACUCGAUCGACAAGAAGCCCUGAGCGGCGAGCGACGCCGACUCACUGGGGGGAGAGAGAGAGAGACGUCUUCACUGACAGAACGCAACGCAACACGCUGGCUUUCUUCAACCACACUCACCCACGCUUAACGUAACACCCGAGUCAUCGUCUCUGCUUCUGUAGUCGUCGCAUUCGGCCAAUCGGACGGUCAGAGGGGGCGGGGAUUGAGCCCCCGGCGUGGGCGGGGUCAGGAUAGGAGGAAUGUAUGGACUUUUUUUUUGGGUUGGACGUCCUUCACUCUCUCACCGAGAGGUAUCUCACAUACGCAAAAAGACAAGAAAGUUUAGAAGAUUAAACGCAUAAAAUGAAUGUAGCUCAUUUAAGACCUCUUGCUGGCACAGAUGUGUUGUCCUCAAGGAUGUUUCGAACAACGGGAUGGCUCACUUCCUUUCACAUAAGGUUACCAGCCAAUCAAAUCCAGGGUUGUUGGCUUCUUUCUUCUUCUAGUUCUUCUUUGUUGUUCGAUAGGUAAUCCAGGCAGUAAUUUUGAUGUUUAAAAGGUGCUCUCUAUCUCUCUCUCCCUGUCUCUCUCUCAAGUCUAGAUUUUUGUUUCUUUUUUUUUUGUAAGUAGUUCAUAAGUAUUCCGCUGUCCCAGUGUUCUAGCAAUAAAAAGAAUAAAUUAGUCACAAAACUGUGUAUUAAGGGUUAGCACUAAUGUGAUGAUGUCGUCAAAAUGGGGUUGUAAUUUGACAUGUAUUUAUUUUUUGCAGGAGCAGGUUGUGCCUGACACAUUAACAGUGUAUGGAUUGUUCUUUUUUUUUUGGUUUUUCUUCUAUUUUUUAACUUUCUUUUUAAACACUUGCCUUGUCUGUGGCUCACUCCGUUUAUCACAAACCAGGUCAUUACGUGUGUAUAGUGUACUGUAGCAAAAAAAAAAAAAAACAGUUCUUAUGCAGUUGCUCUAGAACGUGUGAGCCAGAAAAACAUUUACGAUGCCAAAAUUCUUCUCUGCACAGAAGCUCAGAGGAAGUGUCUUGUAUUUAACACUAUUAUUUAAAGCUUAUUUAACCUGAAAUUGUUUAUUUUAUUAAGAGUAUUUGUUUUUGGGUUUUUUUUUCUUUUUCUUUUUCUUUUUUUUUCUGCACUAAAAAGAGGAAGAGCUCUGUGUAGGCUGUUAUGUGUGUAGCUUGCCAGGGCAAUAUAAAUAUAUAUAUAAAUAUAUAAAUGAUAAUUUCUGGAAACUCCAACAUUUGGAUGCUGCUAGAUUUCAGUUCAUUGGUUUGUAUGCUUUUACAAAUGUUUUUUUUUUUUUUCUUUGUUAAACUGUUUCAUUUAAGAUGGGACGUACGUUUGCUUUUUUAAAAUAAAUGUAGGAUGUAAAAACGGA